CCUCUGGCGCUAUGACGGCACGCGCAGAGCCGCGGGCGCCGCGGCCUGGAGUUGGGGUGGGAGUCGUGGUGACUAGCACUAGGCAUCCUCGCUGUGUCCUCCUGGGAAAGAGGAAAGGGUCGUUUGGAGCUGGCAGUUUCCAACUUCCUGGGGGUCACUUGGAGUUCGGUGAAAGCUGGGAAGAAUGUGCUCAAAAGGAAACCUGGGAAGAAGCAGCUCUUCACCUGAAAAAUGUUCGCUUUGCCUCCGUUGUGAAUUCUUUCAUUGAGAAAGAGAAUUACCAUUAUGUCACUAUACUAAUGAAAGGAGAAGUGGAUCUGACUCAUGAUUCAGAACCUAAAAAUGUAGAGCCUGAAAAAAAUGAAAGUUGGGAGUGGGUUCCUUGGGAAGAAUUUCCUCCACUGGACCAGCUUUUCUGGGCACUACGUUGUUUAAAGGAACAAGGCUACAAUCCAUUUAAAGAAGAUUUGAAUCAUCUAGUAGGAUAUGGAGGAAAUCAUUUCUGGAUGAACAAGAAGAUUACCUGAUUUAAAAAAAAUACAAAAUAAGGUUCAGUCAGAGAAUGAAAAAUAUCUGUAUUUCAUAACUCCAUUUAUCUGAAAAGUUUUAUAUAAUUACCAGUUUAUUUUCAGUCCCUUAAUAUACCUACUACCCAAUCAGCUAGUAUUUGUGAAAAUUUUUCUGGGAUUAUGUUAUGAAUUAUAUUCUAGACUCAGAAAAUGUGAUAGAUGGUGAUAAUGUAAUCUGCUUUUCAUAUUUCUCUCUGAUAUUUUCUGUGUAGUUUGUCAUUACCAGCUUGUAUGGAGUAGAGUGCAGUGGACUUUGCUUUAGUUUUUCAGCUCAAAUAGAGAUGCUAACACUGUGUCUGUGGUGGAAUAGAUCAUAUUUGUUGAUUUUUCUCUUCUAUUUUGUCUGAGACAAAAGAUUUUUGGUAAUAUAUUGUGAGAGUCCUUGCAACUAGAGUGAACAGAACAGGUUAGUAGGGUAUAUUUUCUAGGUUUCUGAUUGAGAACCUAAAGCAAGAGAAGUGAGAAAAACCUUCUAGGAUCUGUGGUCUAUCAUUCUAUCUAAUUUUGGAUUUCUCAUUUAAUCUCCAUGAGAUCCAGCAUCCUUAUAUGUAAAAUAAGGAGAAUGAACUAGGGCAGUGGCUCUCAAAGUGUGGUCUGGGGAAGUCUCUGAGACCUUUGAAGGAUACUCAAGAUCAAAGCUUUUUUUUAAUACUAAGACAAGCUUUGCCUUUUUUUUAAAUCCUCACCUGAGGACAUUUUUCGAUAUUUUGUUCAGA
Molossus molossus (Pallas's mastiff bat) is the source of this 1285-nucleotide messenger RNA. RefSeq names its product nudix hydrolase 15 (gene NUDT15). The coding region runs from base 12 to 527 and encodes 171 amino acids. Gene Ontology annotation, biological process: dGTP catabolic process. The record is from RefSeq and is a predicted model, not a curated record. Lineage: Eukaryota; Metazoa; Chordata; Mammalia; Chiroptera; Molossidae. Gene Ontology annotation, cellular component: cytosol. The transcript is spliced from 3 exons. Gene Ontology annotation, molecular function: 8-oxo-7,8-dihydrodeoxyguanosine triphosphate pyrophosphatase activity.